GGCUAGACACUACUUACUUACUAGACACAGAGCUGAGCUGAGAUCGAGCUCGGGAUAAACGAAAACAAAGGGAUAACUCCAGCUCCAGGGCACGGAUCGCUGGUGAAGAAAGGUCUUCAGCUAAAUUGCUUAAGAGUGAUUAGAACUGCAUGAUUUUGUUGAAAUUCAUGCCAAGCUGACUUGAGGGACAUGCUUUCUAAGAUGUUCAACUCGGCCAUCCUUACGUUUUUUCUUCUUGGCUGUAUGCUUGAGUGUGUGUAUACCGCUCAGCCUCCAAACAUCAUCUUUGUUGUCGCAGAUGAUCUGGGUUGGAACGAUGUCAGUUUCCACGGUUCUUCGCAGAUCCCGACCCCGCAUAUUGACGCCCUGGCACAAGAGGGCGUGAUUCUUACCAACUACUAUGUGUCGCCCAUCUGCACGCCAACGAGAAGUGCCAUCAUGACCGGCAAGCAUCCCAUACACACAGGCCUGCAGUACUCGGUUAUUAUAGCAGACGAGCCCUAUGGUCUUGGGACCAACGAGACCAUCAUGCCUCAGUAUCUCCGGUCUUUAGGAUACCGUACACACAUGGUCGGAAAGUGGCAUUUAGGGUUUUACAGCAAAGAGCAUACACCGAUCGAAAGAGGAUUCGAGUCGACGUUUGGCUAUUACCUUGGGCAACAGGACUACUUCACCCAUGAAACUCAAGUGAAAAGAAAGCAUACAUUAACUGGGUUUGAUUUUCAUGUGAAUGGAUCUAUCUACAAGCCAGUGUUUGGACAGUAUUCUACCGAGAUCUAUACAGAGAAGACCCAGGAGAUUAUUCGUAACCAUAAUCCCCAAGAGCCUUUGUAUAUCUACCUAGCCCACCAGGCGGUACACAGCGCCAACUACAACGGCCAGAGACUGCAAGCACCCUAUAAAUAUUACGAGAGAUUCCCUAACAUCACCAAUGAAAACAGGAGAAAAUUUGCAGCCAUGGUGUCUGCCUUAGAUGACUCUCUCGGAAACAUCACUCAGACUUUAAAGGAGAGCUCCCUCUACAACAACACCGUUAUAGUUUUUACGACCGACAACGGGGGACCCGCUCAUGGCUUCGACGCAAACUACGCCAACAACUGGCCACUGAGAGGAGUGAAGGACACGACAUGGGAGGGCGGGCUUCGUGGCGCGGGAUUCCUGUGGGGCGCCCUCAUUGAGAAGCCAGGGAGAACGAGUGAUGGGAUGAUGCAUGUAUGUGACUGGGUUCCUACGCUGUAUGGCUUAGCGGGCGGUAAUACCAGCACGCUUCAACAUCUAGAUGGUAUUGAUGUCUGGCCAAUGCUUUCAAGAGCGGAACCCUCGCCUCGCAAGGAAAUUCUGCACAAUAUAGACCCUGUGCGCAAUGUGUCUGCUAUACGUAUAGGAGACUACAAGCUUGUACAGGGUCAGAAUUACAAUGGUUCGUGGUCUGACUGGUAUCCACCAGAAGGCGAGUCUUCAGUCGAUGUGGAUUCUAAACCAGUCCCUAACGCCUUUGUCGUGAGCUGCCCGUCUAAGCCUGCCAAUGCCUCUACCAACUGUGAUCCCAAAGAGAAACCUUGUCUGUUCAACAUUCGCCAUGAUCCCUGUGAAUUUAACAACAUAGCUGACUGGAAUCAGGACAUUGUUGAGCUGCUCCUGACGAGAAUUGAAGAGUACAGAGCAACGAUGGUUCCCAUUAGGAACAAGAAACCUGACCCACAGAGCAACCCAAAAUACCAUGACAACUGCUGGGUCCCCUGGAUUAAUGAUACAAAAACAUAAAUUAUAGUAUAAUAUGUCUGAAGUAUUCUUUAAGAUUUUUUUUAACUCAUUUAUAUUUUGAUAAUUUAAAAUUUGGUAACAUAUAGUCUACAUGUAGUUUAUCCGUCUCCUUUUUGGCUAAAUCCAAGACAUCUGGUUAUCUUGUGUCCCAUAUGGACUUUGCCAAGUAAUUUGAAGUUCCAAACACGAAUUGACUUCAAAUAUGUAACUUUACUUCAUACUUGGUUUGAUCUUGGCUUUAGUUGUGGCUACUCACUUAACCCCUUGUCUAUG
Molecule: messenger RNA, 2037 nt
Organism: Strongylocentrotus purpuratus (purple sea urchin)
Lineage: Eukaryota; Metazoa; Echinodermata; Echinoidea; Camarodonta; Strongylocentrotidae
Product: arylsulfatase I
Exons: 11
Coding region: 190-1764 (524 amino acids)
Source: RefSeq, a predicted model, not a curated record